AUCAUUUACACAAUCACCAUCCAUUGAUUUAUCAUCACCAAUUUAUCGUAAUGGUCUUUCAAGCCCAAAUUGGAGUUUACCAUCCCCAACAUGUAAUUCAGGAUCGAACGAAACUAGUCAAUGUGUUUUCAAAGAUUGUCUAUUAUGUAAACGUGGCACUCCAUUUGCAAGUAACCAAUCACCAACCUGGGCUUGUAUCAUGAAAAUAGUUUUCUACUGUCUUCAAAUUGAAAUGCCACAAAAAUCAUUUUUAAAUUUAAAAACCGAUGUUUAUGGUUUUAUGACCACUCAUUGGAAUUUAUUAUGUUUAGAUAAAAAGAGAUCUGACAAUUGGCACAAACAAAUCCAAGAUAUGCUUAGCCAUAGUAAAAAUUUAUUCGAAAGCGGUAUGGAUACUUAUAAGCAAAACGGUUAUUGGAGAAUGCGACAAAUUUCAGAUCCAUGGGAUGAAAUCAAAGCAAAGAAAAUUAUUACUAAAAGAAAGAGAAGUUAUAGCGAAAAUGACUCUUCAAUGAUAAAUAAUAAGGAUCAAUCACCAACCAAUACUCAUAAUACUGGCCAUUAUAGUAGCCGUGAUAUUUCAACCACAGUUUUAUCACCAAAAUUAAAUUUAAAUAAUAACGCCACCAAUGCUAAUAAUAGUAACAACAACAAUGAUAAUGCUAUGAAAAAACUUACUUCCGCCGCAUUUGAAGAUAUUGAAGAGGUUGCAAUCGAAGCACUUAGUUCACCAAUUCAUUCACCUACCAAUGAAUGCCUGUUAAAUUCUUCAAAUACUACAAUAUCAAAUAAAUCAUUGACUUCAACUCCAACUUUAUCGCCAACAGUAUCUAUUAAUAAUAGUUUGAAUAACAGUUUAAAUAAUAGCUUAAAUAAUAGUAGUAAUUUCAGUUCAAUCGAUAAACAAAUUCAUGAUAACUUUAAUCAAUUAUCAAACCAAUUAAAGAUUAUGAAGGAAAAUUCUUUAAUAUCAAAUUCUUUAUUAAAUGUCAAUAAUAAUAGCAAUGGUAACAUCAACAACAAUAAUAAUAAAGAAAAAGAAAGAAAAUACCAAAGAAAGAGAGCAAAUACAUUGGAUAGUAAUAUUAGUAUUCCACCUUUACCAGUAAUACCAUUAAUAAAUAAUUUAUUUAGUAAUAACAAUGAUAAUAGUAAUAAUACUCUUUUAUCACCAAGAAAUUCACCAAAUAGAAUUUCUUCACCAAGGGUUAAUAAAAUUAAUAAUAACAAUAACAGCAGCAGUAAUAAUGGUUUAUCAACUCCAUCACAACCUUCGUUACCCUCUUUACCAGUAGUAAAUAAUAGCUCAACUAUUAUAGCAGUAACCACACCACAACCAGUUGCCACUGCUUCGUCAUCCUCGUCCACUGCUCCUUCUUCUUUAUCUUCCUCAUUAGUCUCAGAAGCCUCGUCAUCAAACAGUAGUACUACAAAUACUCCACCUUUAUUCAGCAUUGAUAAUUAUAAUGUAAAGAUUGAAUCAAAUAAUAAUAAUAAUGUUAUAAAAGAAGAAAAGAAGGAUGAUGAUAAUGAUGAUAGUAUUCCAUUUAACCAGUUAGCUCCGUUCCAACAAGUUACCUAUCUCCAAGAACAAUUAAAACAAACCUCAGAAAACUUAAAAUAUAUUAGAGAUAAUUCAUUGAUUUCUGAUAGAGAUAUAAUUUCAAAACUACUGUCCAAAGAAAUUGAAAGAAUUUCAACUAUCGGAAAUAAAAAUAGCCAUAGCAUUUCUAUUAUGGAUACCUCAAGUGAUACCCCUUUAAAUAAUCAACAACAACAACAACAACAACAACAACCACAAACACAACAAGAUUCAAAUAACAACAGUAAUAGUAGUCAACCAAAUAUUCGCCAAGAAAAUGAUCGUAGUGUCCCAACAUGUGAUUUAAAUGCCUUAUCAGAUAUAAUUUUUAUGUCAAAAUAAUGAAAUAUAUAAAAAGAAAAAAAAAAACUAAUAUUUAAAUCUAAUUUAUAAACAAAUAAAAAUAAUUAAAAACUAUUAUGUAUAUAUC
This is a messenger RNA of Dictyostelium purpureum, 2012 nucleotides long. RefSeq lists its product as uncharacterized. Lineage: Eukaryota; Evosea; Eumycetozoa; Dictyosteliales; Dictyosteliaceae. The record is from RefSeq and is a predicted model, not a curated record. Bases 200 to 1924 code for a protein of 574 amino acids. The transcript is spliced from 2 exons.